AUGGCAAGUACUCCAGUUGGAUCUAAUGCACUUAUUCAGGAAGUUCUUGACCGCAGUAACUAUAAAAAGUGGAGAUUACGGUUAAAAACUUAUUUCUUGUCUGAAGAUCUAUGGGAUAUUGUAGAAGCAAACACGGAACCUCCAAAACUAGAAGAUGAUCAAGCCGGUUAUAAGGCUUGGACCAAAAAGAAUGCCAAGGCUUUAUAUGCAAUCCAAAGCUCAUGCGGGCCGGAGAUGUUUACUUUUAUAAGCGAAACUGAAUCGGCCGAAGCUGCCUGGGAGGCUUUGGAACAAGAGUGCAAGGUUUUGCUAGGAUAUGAUGAGAAUAAUGCCGACCACUUGGUGCGCUAUAAAUCGUUCAUCGGAUAUGUACGGAGAGGCGAUUGGGAUAGGGCAAAGAAGUGCCUAGGAGAAGUUGAUGUGCGUAGUGUGAUAGUAAGAGCAAUAGCUAGGUGGGACGGGAUGACAGCUCUUCAUGUAGCAGCCUGGGAAGGGCACGCGCAUAUUGUUAAAGAGUUGGUGCAUUUGAUGACGCAAGAAGAUUGCAAAACAAAAACCGGUUCUGGUCGUACAGCUCUUCACCUUGCAGCACAGCAGGGGCAUGUUCAUGUUGUGAAAGAGUUGCCGGUGCAGUUGAUGGGAGAAGUACAAGACAAAGGUGGUGACACAGCUCUUCAUGAUGCAGUCCACUCAGGGAAGGUCGAUGUUGUGAAAGAGUUGGUGUUGUUGAUGAGACAAGAAGACUUGCAAAUAAAAAACCAUGCUGGUUACACAGCUCUUCACCUAGCAGUGAAUAAGGGGAAUAUGCCUAUGGUCAAAGAGUUCGUGACAAAAGAAAAAGGUGAGAACAAUAUUGUCAUGGACGAUUUUGAGCGUUAUAUACCGUUUACCACCUAUGUGAAAAAUGGUGAUUGGGAUAAGGCAAAUGAGUGUCUUAGAGAACUAGAUGAUCCAUGUGGUGCAGUAACAGCAGUAGAUCCAAGAGACAACUACCGAGACACUGCUCUUCACGUGGCCGCCCGGGAAGGGCAUCUGGAUGUUAUCAGAGGAUUGAUCUUGUUGCUGAAAAUGAGACGAGAAGAUUUGGAGUUGAAAACAGCACAAGAUUUCACAGCUUAUGGUUCUGGUAUAACUUUAGGGGUCACUGAAGAAUUUCUCAUGGAAAGGGCCAAAUACAUGGUUGAACAGUACGAGAAAACACAUGGUAUUUUUUUGGAGAUGCAAAAUUCUGAAGGUUGUACAGCUCUUUACCUAGCAGUACGGGUGGGAAAUGUUGAUAUUGUGAAAGAGUUGGCGCAUAUGAUGACACAAGAAGGUUUGGAACUGAAAAGCUUCAGUGGUUCCAGUGCUCUUCACCAAGCAAUCGGGUAUGAGCGUAUAGAUAUUGUGCAAGUGUUGGUGCCCUUGAUGAGAAAAGAAGGUUUAGAAAUUAAAGACGACCAUGGAGACACACCUCUUAACUAUGCCGUCUUAAAAGGGAAUGUGGAUAUUGUGAAGGCAUUGGUGCAAUCCAUGAGACAAGAAGGUUUGGAAAUAAGAAACAGCAAGGCUGAGAUUGCUCUUCCCCGAGCAAUAUCGAAGGGACAUAUGCACAUUGUUAGAGAGUUGUUGCCGUUGAUGAGACCAGAGGCUUUCGAAGAAAAAGACGGUCGCGGCUGUACAGCUUUAUGUGGGGCUAUUGCAUGUUUGAAGGAUGGAGAAGUGUACGAGAUAGCUAAGUACAUGGCUGAAAGAAAUGAUAGAGUAUUUGGCAUCCCCUCAGCUCCCUAUGAUGAAAUUCCAGUUGUCCAAGCUCUUCGUUGGAGGAAAUGGAGAUUGGCUCGCUCUAUCUAUUCUCUCACUCCACUUGAACUUAUCGACCAACCUAAUGGCGGUGCAUUUAUUUGCUAUUGUCUUGAUACUAGCACACAGAUUGGUAAGACUGUCAAUUUUAGUAACCAUUUUAACUGA
Fragaria vesca subsp. vesca is the source of this 1950-nucleotide messenger RNA. Its product is annotated as alpha-latrotoxin-Lh1a-like. The record is from RefSeq and is a predicted model, not a curated record. Gene Ontology annotation, molecular function: protein binding. The coding region runs from base 1 to 1950 and encodes 649 amino acids. Lineage: Eukaryota; Viridiplantae; Streptophyta; Magnoliopsida; Rosales; Rosaceae. The transcript has 3 exons.